Molecule: messenger RNA, 420 nt
Organism: Miscanthus lutarioriparius
Lineage: Eukaryota; Viridiplantae; Streptophyta; Magnoliopsida; Poales; Poaceae
Source: the annotation of a GenBank genome assembly
AUGGCGGCCUCAUCCGCCGGCGAGCUCGUCGGGCUCCGCCUCAUCAUACAGCCGUCGCCGAGGAAACAACAGCUGCCGACGGUCCUGAGGAGGUCCGCGGUGAGGGUCCCAGCGGCGGCGACGGGCGCGUCCAGCAAGUGCCACGAGAACGGCAGGGUGUUUGUCGGGCUCGAGUUCUUGAAACGCUGCUUCUGCUGCCACAAGAACCUCGACGCCACCAUGGACGUCUUCGUGUACAAAGGAGAGCAAGCGUUUUGUAGCGCCGAGUGCCGGUGCCAGCACAUAGCGAAAGAGGAGCGGCGAGAGAUCGAAAUGCUCAUCAGGAAGCGCCGCGACGCGUUCCACCGGCGGCACGCUGCUGCGGCGCCUAAGUUGCAAGGAGCAAAUCGGCUCAUGAGACUGCAAACCGACGCACGAUGA